GUCUUAAUCUCAAUCCUGUCACAGUGCCGCUCAACUUCAAUCGGUGACUAUUGGGUCUGUAGAUUUUGCGCUCUAGCCUUCCAAGUCGAAAAUACAUAGAGGAGGGAAUGAAGCGCGAAUAAAAUAAAAAGCGACUGGAAAGACUUUUUUUCUUUUGUUUUUCUUUUCUCCUCCUGAUGAUAAAGAAAUGGAAGCAAAUGUGUUCAGGUUGACAUGGUCAAUCCCUCUACCAUCGCCUUCCUCUCUUCCUCAAGUGCGCGCCUUUCACUUUAAGUCCGGGAGGCCAGCCGGUGCAGUUUUGAGGAGGAGCCAAGCCAAAGAAGAGCCAAUUCUUGAAGGAUUGCCAAAGGAGUAUUAUGAUGAGCCACUUCUUGAAGGAAUGCCAAAGGAGUAUUAUGACGAUGAAUGGCAAGCCGAACAAAGGAAAAAGUCUAAGGAGUUACAACGCCGCCGCCAAAUCGAAGAUGAAGAAGAAGAAAGAAAGAUUGAAGAGUAUCGUGAAAUUGGUUUACGGUUGAAGGGAUAUCCAGAAGAAGAUGUUAAGAAAGCAAGAAAAUUGGUUUCAAGCUUUAUAAGAGCAGAAGAAGAAGUGGAAGAGAAAAUUGAGGAAGCUGCAGAGAAAGGAGAACUAAAUGAACUUGUUCUAAUGGUCAUAUGGAACCGCCUUGAUCUUGCUCGACGUGAUGAUGAAAAGGAUGCUGUUAGAAGCCUUGAUCUUUUAUACAGAAGGGUUGAGGUAUCCUCCAGUUCAGAUUACAAGCACCUUCUGAUGGAGAUUUUGAAACGAGAGGCUACUCCUGCCAUGAGAUUGCUGAACGAUCUUUUGAAUAUGCAUGAUGGUUUUGACGAUGAAGGAUGGCUGAAAGAAUGCAAAAAAUGCAUGAUUGAUACCUUUCCGCGUGAAGAUCCAUUCAGCAUUCUUGUUCCGGCAGGGUUUGACAUUGAUAAGCAUCAAGGGCCAUUGCAACCACCACUAGAAGCAGAUGAUGUUCUUUUGAGGGUAGAUUUUGUAAGGGAGGUUGAUGCUUUGCUCCAGGAAGUUCGGCAUGAGCCAAGUGAAGAACAGAAUAUAGAAGGGUUUGAUCCUGAAUCUGUUGCAAGCAAGCUGAAGCAACAAGAGAAGCAACGAACAAUUAGGAAAGUAGAAGCUCUGCUAGACCUAGCUAUUAAUUUAAAAUGGUAACCAUGUACUUGGUCCUCCCUUUAUUGUUAGAAUAGAGCUUUGCUUUAUUCAUAGAAAAUUCUUUCUUGAUUGAAGCUGUAUAUUUUACUAUAGUAUUUUGAGCCUAACUCCAUUUGCCAAGUUUGCUUCU
Molecule: messenger RNA, 1313 nt
Organism: Jatropha curcas
Lineage: Eukaryota; Viridiplantae; Streptophyta; Magnoliopsida; Malpighiales; Euphorbiaceae
Source: RefSeq, a predicted model, not a curated record